AUGCAGUGCUCCACCGCCACCCCCACCGCCUCCACCGCCUCCGCUGCCUCCACUGCCGCCGCCGCCUCCACCGCCGCCUCCACCGCCGCCUCCUCCGCCACCUCCGCUCCCAUUGCCACCGCCGCCGCCGCCUCCUCCUCCACUGCCGCCACCGACCCCCCCACCCCCACCUCCACCUCCACCGCCACCCCCACUCCCCCCACUGCCUCCACCUCCACCUCCACCGCCCGCUCCUCCAGCUCCCUUGCCCCCUGCCAGAGCGGCGUCUCCCGCUAG
Molecule: messenger RNA, 276 nt
Organism: Closterium sp. NIES-65
Lineage: Eukaryota; Viridiplantae; Streptophyta; Zygnematophyceae; Desmidiales; Closteriaceae
Source: the annotation of a GenBank genome assembly